UUUGGGAAGGCUGGGAUGAUUACAUUUCCAUGGGCAGAGCGCGAACACACCACCGGUCCUCGCUGCACAGCCCGAGCCACCAGGACACCAGCAAAUGUGAACUUACAUGAGUCGUCUGUUACAUUGAAAGAUUUGUAAACUGAGGAGCAUCUCUACGUGUUUUUUUCUUCACGGGGAGCCCUCCCCUUUUGUUUCAGCUGCCGUGAAACGGUUGUCACGCAGGCCGCGGACAGGCUCUUGUUGCUGGGAGGAGACCAUCAGACCCGCCGCCCUCGCUGCUAGCAUUAGUAGCUGGCUACAAUGUGUCGCUGCUGCUGUUGUAUUUUCCACACUGCGGGCCACUGUGAAGCGGGGCAGGUCCUUGGUUGAUUGUUUACCCCGAGGAAACUGAAGGGUGACUUGGAAAUCCACCACACCUUUCAAGGAUGGAUGUUGAUUUGUGUGCUGGCGGGGACAGUACCAGGAGAAAAGUGGAUUUGACUGGCGUUGCAGAAGGCACAAUGGAUGUUGUACCAUUGGAGAUGUAUGACUCCGCCAGGGCCAAAAUAGCUGCCAAUCUGCGGUGGCUGUUCGCCAAAGCUUAUGGCAUUGACCAUAUUCCAGAGGACUUAAGGGACCCCUUCUACACAGACCAGUACGACCAGGAACACAUCAAGCCGCCUGUCAUCCGCCUGCUGCUGUCCUGUGAACUCUACUGCCGCGUCUGCUCCCUCAUCCUCAAGACGGAGCAGGCGGCGUCUCUUCAGUCCCACCUGUCUGUCAUCCAGGCUCUGUCGAGGAAGGGAAUUUAUGUUGUAGAAAGUGACGACACGCCUGUCACAGACGAGGACCUGGCAUGUGCGCCCAUCAAAAUGAGCGCUCACAUGCCCAUGAUCGAUGCCCUGAUGAUGGCGUACACGGUGGAGAUGAUCAGCAUCGAGAAAGUGGUGGCUUCUGUCAAACGCUUCUCCACCUUCAGUGCCUCCAAGGAGCUGCCCUUUGACAUGGAGGACGCUAUGGUCUUCUGGAUCAACAAGGUUAAUAUGAAGAUGAGGGAGAUGACAGAAAGGGAGCACAAAGUCAAGCACCACCCUCUCGAGUCCCCCAGCCACCAAAAGGUGCGCUAUCGAAGGGAGCACGCAUCAGGCCGACAGCUGCCCUUCUUCCCACUGCUGGAAGACCUGAUGAGAGAUGUUUGUGACGGAGCCGCAAUGCUCGCCGUGGUCCACUACUACUGCCCAGACCUCAUGAAGCUGGAAGAUAUUUGCCUGAAGGAAGUGCCCUCCAUCGCUGAUAGCCUUUACAACAUUCAGCUACUCAGAGAGUUCGCCAACGAGUAUCUGAAUAAGAGUUUCUAUCUAACCACGGAGGACAUGCUCUACUCACCGCUGGUGCUUAAGCACAAUGUGAUGGUGUUCAUUGCUGAGCUCUUCUGGUGGUUUGAGACGGUCAAGCCGGAGUUUGUCCAGCCUAGAGAUCUCCAAGAGUUCAAAGAUGCUCGAGCUGCAGCUCAGCCUAAGAGUGCCCGUCCAUCAGUGCCUAUUUCCAACGCCACCAAGCGCAGCUUCCUGGUCAGCCCUGGUGCGGCUGAUAACCAGAGCAGCCCUGAAGUCUGUAACAGGUACUUCCUGCACCCAGAAGAAACUGAUCCCCUUAAAGGGGGUCCCACCUUCAGUCCUUCACACCCGCUCCUGCCCCUCAGACAGAGGCAACAGAAGCAGCACGGAGAAGAGGGCACAGGUAACAUUUGUUCAACUUGCCAUAUGAUGUUGACCUGCAGCUGUUUUUAUACUCAUACAUUGUUUUUCUGUUUCUGUUUAGGUCAAAGAAACCGCUCAAACUCUCUGUCUCAAGUGGAUGGACAAGCCCGAGGCUCUGUUGUUGCCUGGCCUGACAAGAGACAGAGACCACUGUCGACAAUGAGUCCCUUCCUUCUACACUCGGCCACAGACAGCGACGCAGACGUGGCAUCCGGUGACAGUGUGAGCCUGGCUCGUACCAUAAGUAAAGACAGUCUGGCAUCCAAUGUCCUCUCUGCCACGCCAAAACACCAGACUCCUGCCCAGCAGCCUCAGCAGCCUCAGCAGGCAGCCAUGCGCAGAGUCAAUGGCCACGGACUCUUGGGGAAUGUCAACAUUGAGGACGAAGAGGAAACUCUAGUGGCAGUCGCCAGGACUGAUAGUUCUGUCGUCUCUAAACGAGUUGAUGGGACACAAGCAGCUGCCCCUGUGGGACACAAACCUCCCACAGAGUCCAAACCUGCAACAGAUAGCUUUUACCUAGAACCGCUGAUGCCUGCCGUGCUCAAAACGGCUAAGGAGAAGUCUGUAUACCUGAACAAGGAGGAGGAAAGUGGUGAGGGACCUCACUCUUCAGGUAGGGGCUCUCUACGGAGAGGAGAUGGAUCUACGUCUGCUGUUCGUAGGAAAGCUCCCUGCAACCUAAACCAAACCUUUCCGCCGCCUGAUGAGGAGGCCGAUCUGUCAGAGGAGCCUCCACAGGAUCAGGAAGGUUUCCGACCUGUUGUUACCAGCAGUGUGGACCCCUCGUCCAGUGAACCUGCAGGGGGCUUCUACCUGCAUUCAGAUUCUGAAGAACCAAAGUGUGGCCCGGGCCUGGACGCUGACCUGGAAGACCUAGAUGAAGAGGAAGAUGACCUGGAUGAAGCUGUUACGACUAAAGACCCAAACUGGCGCAGGAAAGCCUUUAACCAGGAGGAGGAUGAAGAAGAAGAAUCAGCCAAACUCAAAGAUGACAUGAAUGUGAAAGAGCACGAGGACAAAGACAUGAAUGGGGGGAGUGGACGCUCCAGCCCCUGUCUCAGUGGACACUCUCAGGCCAGCAGCAUGGCCAGUGGCAGCGUUCGCAUGACCUCCUUUGCCGAGCGUAAAGCCCAGCAGCAACGCUUCGGCAGCAACCACGACCUGCGCUCCAGUGCCUCUAGUUCCCAGAGGACCACACCGGAUGGAUCAGAGAGCAGCGGGCCCCUGGCGUCCUCCUGGAGGCUGAAGAGGGACCAGAGCCCCUCAUCACCACUGGGAGGAUUCGCUCGAACAGGCGAAGGUAUCGGUGGUCCUAAUGUUCUGGCUUCUGAAAUUGUCCAGCUCCGAAUGCAGCUGGAGGAGAAGCGACGUGCCAUCGAGCACCAGAAGAAGAAGAUGGAGGUGCUGUCUGCGAGGCAGAGGCAGAAGCUGGGAAAGGCAGCCUUCCUGCACAUUGUAAAGAAAGGUGGAGGCAAGAGUGACACGUUACCCAACCCCCUGAAAGCUGACAUCUCUAAAGAUGAGCACGGUGGGGAGAAAGGACCAUUGAGUAAAGACGAUAUGUGUGUGGAAGCCCUGAAGGGGGACAAAGAGGUGGAGGGACCCGCCCCACCAGGUGCCUUAGAAGCAGAAAGGAAAGGGAUCGGUGGAAGCUUCCAUCUAGAAGAAGAGUUGGACCUGAACGAGUGCAGCCGCUCCAUCGAGCUGCUGAACGAGGCCAUCGGCAGCAUCCAGCAGCAGAUGAUGCAGCUGUCCAUGCAGCAGGACAUACUGAUGAAGCAGAAUGUACAGUCCCCCCCUGGUGCAGCUCCCCCUCCUCUCACCGGUGACAAAAACAACGACUCAAAGGCUGGAGGGAGCUACCACUUUGUGGAGCAUGUCUCCAACACAAGCACCCCUCCUGCCAGGAAACCCCCCAAGCUUAGCUCAGGCAGGAGCUCCAGGUCCAAACCAUCAGAGCUUAAAAUUGCCAAGGAGCAGAGCAGGCAGACCUCCAGGACCCUCACCCCCACCCAGAGCGGCUCAGAGACACUACCACAUGCAAGGAUGUUAGCUGGGGGCAGGUCCCCCAGGACAGAGCAGCCUGACAGCCCCAGAACCCCCACAGCAGCAGAGACAAUCGACAGGCCGGGCUCUGGACACAUCCGAAGCGCUAACUUCAGGCUCCGUGAUGAAGCCAACAUACGCCUGCCGACCCGAGUGGACCUGACGGCCUUAGCUCCCCAAGAACAGUCCUUUGACGAGUGCCUGUCCAGCAACCAGAGGGAGUCUGAGCUCAGCUCUUCAGGAGGUUCAGGGAGAGAGGCCAUAACAGUAGAGGAGGCACAGCGCAGCAAAGGCAGCCUGAUCGAGGUCGACCUGUCAGGGCUGAAAAAUCCUGACGAAGAGGAGGCUACUGAGGACAGAACGACAGAAGGAGAGGAUGGAGAGCAGAAGUCAGUCCUGGGCUUUUUCUUCAAGGAUGAGCAGAAGGCCGAGGAUGAACUCGCUAAGAAGAGAGCAGCAUUCCUGCUGAAGCAGCAGAAGAAAGCUGAAGAGGCCCGAGUCCGUAAACAACAGCUGGAGGCAGAGUCUGAGCUCAAACGAGACGAGGCCAGACGGAAGGCAGAGGAGGACCGCCUGCGUAAAGAGGAGGAGAAGACGAGGCGGGAACUGAUAAAACAGGAGUAUCUGCGCAGGAAGCAGCAGGAGAUGUUUGAAGAGCAAGGCCUGGUGAAGCCAAAGACUCCCAAACCGAAGCAGAAACACAGACCCAAGUCCGUCUUCAGAGAGGAGUCCUCCAGCGACAAUUUCUCCAAGUGCCCUUCCACACCCGACAACCUGAGCAAUGCUCAGUCAGGCUCCAGUCUAUCCCUGGCUUCUGCUGCGACCAACGAGGCCGACAGCGUCAACUCUGGAGGGGCCGGAUCCCAGCGCUGUGACUCUGUUGAGUCGUUUCCAGGCAGCCGUAACAACAGCCGGACUGCAGAGAGAGACUGGGACAACGGCUCCACUGCAUCCUCCAUCACCUCCAUGGCCGAGUAUACUGGUCCCAAACUUUUCAAGGAGCCCAGUGCCAAGUCGAACAAGCCAAUCAUCCACAAUGCAAUCUCUCACUGCUGCCUGGCUGGAAAAGUCAACGAGCCGCAGAAGAACCAGAUCCUGGAGGAGUUAGAGAAGUGUGAGUCCAACCACCUGAUGAUCCUGUUUCGAGAUGGUGGCUGCCAGUUCCGGGCGCUCUACUCUUACUUCCCCGACACCGAGGAGAUCCAGAAGCUGACGGGAACCGGACCCAAGAGCAUCAGCAAGAAGAUGAUCGACAAGCUGUACAAGUACAGCUCGGACCGAAAGCAAUUCACCGUCAUCCCUGCCAAGACUGUGUCCGUCAGUGUGGACGCUCUGACCAUCCACAACCACUUGUGGCAGGCCAAGAGAGGCACUGUGCCAAAGAAAAGUGGGAAAUAACAGGCUGGUUUGAAACCCUCUUAUCAUCCGGAUCAUAUUCUCCUCAUCUUGCUUGUUUCCUGAAUAGACUGCAUCGAUGCCCACAGACAAGCUCAACGCCCUGCUCAGCUUGAGAACCCAGGCCACAGAUUUUUGGACAUGUGGUCACCUGAAUCAAGGCUUGAUUAAGGCAAGAAACGAGAGGAAAGGUAUGUGUGCGUGUGUCUGUGUGAGUGUCAGCGGUGGUCUGAGGGAACGGUGCUUGCUCCAAAAAGAGGAAUGCCGGCUGACUUUGCUUCUUCUUCUUCCUGUGAUCUCAGUGUGAUCUGUUCAGGUUGCUUCCAGUCCAGCUCCGAUUUUUCUUUUUUUACCAUGACCACGACUCGAGCAUGUGGCAUUCUUUCUCUCUCUCAUACGUGGUGGAUGUUCAUUUUUUACAUGAAGUAUUUAUUAGUUCAGCACUGUCAUGGUCGAGAGCUCAGCUGCAGCACUUAACUCCUUUGAACUCUCUGGAAACACCUCUCCUUUAUCGGACGGAUUGGGACUAAAGGAGAGGGACAUCCGGGGGAAUCUGUCGCGGAACAAUCCAAAAGCAAAGGGACCUUUGUUACAACCCUUAAGGACAACAAAAACAACAAUCUUCUUCCUGCGUGGACCGUCAAAUCAGGCUGGCAUUACCGAGUUUGCCUCACCAGGGAUCUUGCUGCUCUGAACUGUCGUCUUCUUUUGUCACGGGGAGGCUGCUCGGGUCUCCCUCGGACAUCUUUUGGCCUUUCACGCAUCGUGGUACUAUCGUCUAUUUAUUCAACCGCUUUUUAAACGCUGAUCGUGUAGCACUGGAUAUGUGUAUAGCAAAAAAAAAAACAACAAAAGAAAAAAAAUCUUAAGGAUUAUUUUGAAAUCUUUUAUUUGUUGGGUCAUCCUUUUUCUGGAGGGUGCUAAAAGAGGGUCAAUGAUAGGUUUUGGUACAAAAAUGAUGCUUCUCUUGUUUCUUUUAGCGUUUUAUUUUUAUGAUUAAAGCAAUGUGAUCUAGAGUUUGAGCUGAUGUUAUGUGUUUUCAUCAUAACGAGAAUUCUCUGAUGUUUAGAGCUUAGCUGUGUUUCUCUCCACUGGGCACUCUUGAAUUGUCCUGUAUAAAGGUGCACUCAUGAACACUUGUCGGCGGCUUCUGUCAUGCAAUGUAAACCUCCCUCCUCCUCCUCUCCCUCUUUGCUCCUCCUCCUCCUCCUCCAGUGUUUUGUCAGCCUGUCCCAUCUUUAACCACGUGAGCAGCACACACACAGACAUACGCACACUCUUGUUGUGAAGAGUGUCUCCGUGCUGCGCUGUAACCGGUCCCAAUGACAGUAUUUGAUAUAUUCACAAAGGGGGUUUGUGUGUGUGGUUCGAUUAUGUUCCAACAUUAAAGAACAUUCCUCCAAGGUGUGGACAAACACUGCCACGUCGUCGUCGUCUCUCUUCUCUCUUCUCUCUGUCUCUUCAAAGUGCUUUUUAAAAACCGUUUGUUGGCCUGGAGAACAACCAGAAGUGUUGCACGAGCACUUUACUUUCUGUUUGUUUGGGGAAUUUGACCUUUUUUUCAACGGGCAUCAAAACCAAUCAGUAACACUGCUGUAGUGCACUCCGUUAAUCGUGGAAACUAAACCAAACGCUAAGAUUGAAAACUGAUCUGAUACUACUGCUGUCUCCAAAAACAAACAGAAUACUUGAUUUCUCAUUUGCUGCAUUGUGACUUGUUUUUGGGUGGCAGAUCUUUAAUUGUAUGUGUGUGUAUUUUUAUGUUCACUAAAAGAUUGUAUCGGCAUUUGGUCACCAUUUUUGUUACACUAGUGUACUUUUCAUCUUGUUGAUUUUUAUCUUUGAUCCCAUGCCAUCUAUUUAUUUUACAAAUGGAAGCACUGAAACAGAAUAAAUUUUCAAGUGAAUAAAAGUCACAUUUCAUUUUA
Messenger RNA from Notolabrus celidotus (New Zealand spotty), 7111 nucleotides. RefSeq names its product calmodulin regulated spectrin-associated protein 1b (gene camsap1b). Gene Ontology annotation, cellular component: microtubule minus-end. The coding region runs from base 426 to 5186 and encodes 1586 amino acids. Gene Ontology annotation, molecular function: spectrin binding; calmodulin binding; microtubule minus-end binding. The transcript has 17 exons. Lineage: Eukaryota; Metazoa; Chordata; Actinopteri; Labriformes; Labridae. The record is from RefSeq and is a predicted model, not a curated record. Gene Ontology annotation, biological process: cytoplasmic microtubule organization; neuron projection development; negative regulation of microtubule depolymerization.